This is a messenger RNA of Nicrophorus vespilloides, 2406 nucleotides long. RefSeq names its product leucine-rich repeat-containing protein 15-like. Gene Ontology annotation, molecular function: protein binding. Gene Ontology annotation, cellular component: extracellular matrix. The record is from RefSeq and is a predicted model, not a curated record. The transcript is spliced from 2 exons. Bases 337 to 2181 code for a protein of 614 amino acids. Lineage: Eukaryota; Metazoa; Arthropoda; Insecta; Coleoptera; Silphidae.
GUAUAGAUGUCUGGUCUGGAUUUUGUUGUUUGCUAAACUCGAACAUACACACACAUAUAUACCCAAGUGCUUGCACGCAUUCAAGACCGGCUCAGGCAAAAUAAAAGGCUUAGCCUCCUCCUCUUCUUCUUCUGCAACUCUUCUACUACACCUGUACGUGUGUUUGGAUGACGAAGGUCUACAAAUACACACUUCCAACAGGUUCAAAAGUGAUCAUCUUUUUUUUGCUUUUAUUGUUCCGACUUUAUCGGAAUCAGUGGAAACCACUGUCCUGUCUUCUUCUUCAUCGCCUUGCAGAACAAACAGCCUCUGCUAGAGCCCAUUCAACACUUCAAGAUGAGAUGGGCGCUAUUCCUGCUUUCCAUAAACCUGCUACAUCUUCACGCGAUUGGAUGCAGGAAGGAACUGUUCUACCAUCAUGUCUACAGAUACGGAUAUGAGAUCUUCUGCGACCAUAACAAUCACCAGGAACUGUACGAAACUUCCGUCUAUAACGAAAUCAUGCUCACAAUAACCGAAUCCAACGUUAAGUUAAACCCGACACUCUUCAAAAACAUCAAACGCAUUCGUGAAUUGAAUAUCACCAACUCCCACAUCACGUUCGAAAACAGCACGAAUUUCGAGUAUCUAUCUCAACUGGAAACCUUGAGUUUAACGCAUAAUAAAUUGAAGGCUUUAGAGCUGAACCUCCUCGAUGGACUGGUUACUCUUAAAAACUUAAACUUGCAGUUCAAUUAUUUAACCGGUUUUGCUGAUGGUACUUUCAGAGAUUUAUUAGCUAUGGAGGCUUUGAACUUGAGUCAUAACAGCUUAACCGAUCUGACAGGAUUGAACAUCUGCGAAUUGGAGAGUCUGCAACAAUUGGAUUUAUCGAAUAACGCUUUGACGAGCUUACAAAACAAUUCGUUCUCUUGUUUAGUUAAUCUAGAAAAACUCAAAUUGGAUAACAAUUAUCUCAGUGUUUUAGAUCACAUCUCCAGCAUUCGUUUGAGCGAAAUCCAUUUGAGGUUCAACUUUAUUUCAAAAAUUGGCAUUUUGAAUACAACUAACUUGCUGAAACUCGACUUGGAAGGGAACAGAUUGAUAAAUUUAGGUAGCAAAAACUUUAGCGAACUUAUAAACCUGACAUUUUUAAACUUGAGAAAUAAUUCCAUUGAGUUUAUUGAUAAAGAAACCUUCACGAACAACAAGAAAAUCACGAAUUUGAUGCUGGGUCACAAUAGGUUAGGAUUCAUUCACCUAAAUAUACCUUCUUUGGAAGUGCUAGAUUUACGUUUAAAUCAGUUCUAUGUGUUUGGAGAUAAACUGAAGCUACUAACUAGUCUGAAGAGUAUUGAUUUAUCUCAGAAUAAGAUAAUGAAAGUUGACAAUAAUACUUUUAAAAAUUUACACUCAUUGCGAGAACUGAAUUUGUCUAACAAUAAAUUCAAUAAUAUUUCAUUAAAUUUUAUGACUGACUCUCACCUGAACGUACUCAAUUUUUCGCAUAAUAAUCUCAGUGUUUUGAGUGAAGAUACUUUUAAAAACUUAAAGAAUUUGCACACUUUAGACAUGUCGUUCAAUCAGUUGGGUUAUUUGAAUGGAAGUAUUUUUGGUAACUUGGAGAACUUGGAGAUUCUGAAUAUAAGUUAUAACAAAUUGAAAGUUUUGGAUUACAAGGUUUUGGAACCUUUGGAGAAUCUGCACGUCCUAGUCUUGGAAGGAAAUCUUCUUGAAAAUGUAGAUUACAGCUCGAUCAUCAGUGAACUACCCAAUUUGGAUGUACUCAGUGUUAAGAACAAUCUGUUGACUUGUGAUUUCAUCGCUGGAAUGAUUAGGUACUUCAGGGAUAACGACAUCAAAUAUACAAUUAAUGAAGACUUUCAAUAUGAUAAAGAAAACGUGGCUGGGAUUUACUGUAAAGAAACUGAUGAUAAGAUAUCCUCUUUGCAAGAUACUAUUGGGGUUGUUUUGAACAACACGAAAAUGCUGAAUGAAUUGUAUAAUAUUUCCCAUGAGAAGAACUACAUUUCGUUGAGCGGAACCACGAUUGCUAUGAUAAUAGUAACAUUCAUAAUUUGUUUCUCAGUAUUUUGUAUUUUAGUCUAUAAAUUCGCCGUGUGGAAGCGGAGGAAAGAUUACAUCAUAGACGAACUGGAGUUAAUGAGCAGCAAAGGUCCAUAUAAAAGAUUCGCAAAUUGAUUGAUUGAAACGAAAUAAUACACCGAACAAAUGUAUGCUGUAAAUUACCGUCAUUAGAAGUAAUUAUUGUAUAGCAAUUGCAUAAGAAUUUCCCAAUUGACCACAAAGGAGAGUUAUGUAAGCGACUCGCACUGACGAUAUUUGUGAUGAUUGUGAUAUUGGUUGGAAAUUGGAAAAUAAGUUAAUAUAUUUGUAAAUUGAACCGUUUUUGAAUAAAUUUCUCAC